Messenger RNA from Nicrophorus vespilloides, 1105 nucleotides. It is a transcript of the gene Hus1-like, whose product is annotated as checkpoint protein HUS1. The transcript is spliced from 6 exons. NCBI's taxonomy places the organism in Eukaryota, Metazoa, Arthropoda, Insecta, Coleoptera, Silphidae. Gene Ontology annotation, cellular component: site of double-strand break; checkpoint clamp complex; nucleolus. Gene Ontology annotation, biological process: nucleotide-excision repair; mitotic intra-S DNA damage checkpoint signaling; double-strand break repair via homologous recombination. The record is from RefSeq and is a predicted model, not a curated record. Bases 204 to 1088 code for a protein of 294 amino acids.
CAAAUUUCUUAAAUAAUGUAAGCAAAUUGGAUAAAAUAAAAUUGAAGGUCGAUAACGUUAAAUGUAUGGGAUAAUGUUGGGAAUACUGCAUUUGUUCAUGCAGUCUGUUGAAUAAGAUAAAUUCAAAUUGCAAAGAAUCGACAAUAAUAUUUACAAGAUUUACAGUUUAGGUUAACUAGUAUUAAUCUUCUGUAGCUAACAAGAUGAAAUUCAGAGGAGUAAUGAUAGAUGAUUAUGCCAUGAAGGAAUUUAUGAAUAUUUCAAAUAGUCUUUCAAAAUUGUCCAAAGAAUGUGUAAUGAGAUUAACAGCAAGAAAAGUCUAUUUUAUUAUAUCCACUGAUGAUGCUGGUCCAAAGAAACCUUUUGUAUGGUGUGAAUUGCCCAUGAGCUAUUACUUCAAAGAUUUCACUUUUAAUGGUGAGAGUGAGGAAUUCAAUGAAAUCUACAUAUCCUUUGGAACUGCAAUGUUGGCCAAAUCUUUGAUGACUUUAAAAUAUAAUGGAAAAUCAUUGAAACUGAAGUUGACCAACAAGCAAACUCCUUGUUUAACUGUGGAUAUUGAACAAAAAUCUGAAAAUAUCUUGAGCAGGCAAUGUGUUCAUGACAUUCCAGUGGAUGUAAUAACAAGUGAUGAAUGGGGUGAUUAUUCAGAGCCAUCUUAUAAUGAUUUUCAUGUCUCCAUACAAUUACCAAAUUUAAAAACUAUCAAGAAUAUUGUUGAGAGGAUGAAGAACAUCAGCACAAAUUUAAUUGUGUCAGCAACAGAAAGUGGAAAGCUUAUUUUAAAAGUUAAAACACCAAUGGUUUCACUAUCUGCAAAUUUUCCUAAUUUAAGUGUGGAAUCUUUUGCAGUGGGUCAUAUUCCUACAUUAUCUGAAAUGCACAAUCAAAAUGACACAAACAAUGAGGAUUGUCAGGCUGUGUCAGCUGUUAUUGAUGUAAAAAAGUUCCUCAUGUUCCUCACUGGUUUGCAUAUAAGUAACUGCAGAACUAUAUGCAGCAUUGUGCAUGGGCAGAUGGUCAAGUUGCACCUGGAGCAGCCGGGAGUAUCCUCACUGCAGUGCUUUUUGAGUGAAAUCACUAUAUAACAAAAAGAAUAUACUCA